AGUUAACAAUGAAUAAGGAGGAGGAGAAUGAAAUUGACUCACCUAAACCAUGACUUCUCCAAGAUUUGUGACUAAGAUUGUUGGAGGAAAAUUAGUUACAGUUCCAGACUACCGUGGUUUGCCAUCAUCACGGCAGAGUGGCCUCAGUGCUACCUAUCCAUGGGGAAAAUAUGAUCCCAGUCCAACAUCUAAAAUAGGUGGCACAUCUUACCCUGUCCUUCCACCUAUCUCUGAGGGUAAGCAAACUUUAAACAAUUCAAGCUUAAUUAUGCAAAAGAAUGAUUGUUAAAUUUAAAUAUCAUAAAAUUAUAGCUCGCUUGUACAUAAAGUGAGAAUGGUAACAAUUUUAUGAUAUCACUUGUAAAUUUAAUUUAUUAUUUGAGGAGGAUUAAUUGUUAUCAAUAUUCUGUACCAUACAUAUUGCUUAAUUCACACACUUUAAAAUAGGAGAAUGACAGAAAUUAAAUAAUAAUCUUUUUCCAACUUUUCAUAACCUAACUUUGUAUAUAAUGCUCACAAAAAUUAAGUGAGUCAGUUUGGAGGUGCUAGCUUCCUUAGGAUGUGGUCAACCUAAUGCAGGGAUCUGGCAUCAAAUGUCAGUUUGUUGAGAAUUGUCUCUCAUUAAGUGGUUAAAAAUUUUCUGUCUCUUCCUGCAGAAAAAAAAAAUAAAACUUCAAACAGCAACUUGAUUUGGAGAUGAACAGGAAAGCUACAUCAUGAAUGUGCCAAUGCCAAAAUCCAAUUCUAUUUAAUGCAUCCUCUAUAUUACUUCACAUAGUUAGAUACUAGUUAGUGAUUGUUUGUCCCAUUUACUAAGGGUUGCACAUGUACUAAUUUCUGAACUUUUUCGUAUAAUUUAUGUUUCACCUCUGACCAAUCAAUUUCAGACCGCCAACUUGCUCAAAAAGUAGCAGAUGCUCUUAAGAAUGUCAGCAAACAGAAGCUUUUAGAUGUGAAACACAAGUUGUCUCUCCUGGACAAGGACCGCUCUGGUCGAAUUACCACAGAAGAACUCAGACAAGUUCUCCUGUAUUACCACAUACUCAUACUUGGUCCUACAUUGAAAGCUCUUGUCAAGAAGUUUGAAGUUGAUAAUGGCCUUGGAGUUCUUCAUGAACCGCUGGCCAGAUAUUUGUUAGGUGAUUGCUAAAUGUAAUUGAAAUAUACUUUAUAACUCUCAUGUUAGUAUCUUGUUUAUGCCACCUGCUAUUUUUGCAAAAAACUUGACCUAAAAUGCUGACUUCCUUUUCCCAAGAUUACAAAAUCUCAAACUGAAUUUUAAGGUCUCUAAAAUAUCAAGAAACUUGUUUGUUUUAAGCUGAACAUGACUUACACAAUUACAUUCAAUGAUGUGAUGUCAUUUGCAAGAUUAAAAAUAAAAUUAAUGAUGAUUGAUAUUUUUUAAAAUACAUUUAAAGAACAGAUUGUUGCUUUAAGGGUGCAGCAAAAAAAGCUUCAAGCUGUUUGUUAGUGUCAAGGAAGCUUUAGCUAGGCUAUUUAUGAUUGAGAACAGGUUUAUUUACUUGGUGUUACUUUGGGUUUAUCUGUGAAGUUCUUUUAUUUUUCCAAUUUCCAAACUGUUUAACAUCAAAUCUUUAAAUAACUUUAAGAAAUGAAAAUUUUUUAAUUUACAGAUAGGUUGAAGGCAGGACUUUUGUGUUCAAGUGAUGUUUCCCUUUUUUUCAAAAUCUACAGACUGUCAUGCAUCAGAGGGUUGGCAAGCUAAAACCAAAUUAAGUGCUGUUGGUUUGUCAAAUCCUGUGCUCUCAAGUACUACUCAGUCUGCCAGUGGUAAAAAUGAUGCCCAGCUGCUGCUAGAAGUUGAAAAUGAGCUGAUGCAGGAUAAUGGAAAUUUGGACAGCAAUGAACUGAGGACUUCACGUCAGAACUAUGACAAAGUAAGAAUUUAUUUUCAGUGGAAAAUAAAUAAUGCAGUUGUGUAACAAAUAAUGCACUUUGUUGCAUUUGCCAUAUUCAUUUCUAAAAUCAAACAGUACAGUUAACUAUAUUGAACAAAAUAAUUUUGUUGACAAUUAUUGUCAGAAGGGUAUCAAUUACGACAUUCUGAGGAUAAAGGCAAGGAUGUUAGUGACUGGGUGACCACUAAGCAUGUUGGUCACAGGGUAGGCUGCUCUGUAGCAUCCAGAUUUGAGAGCUCUUGGUGUACUGUAUUGUGUACUUUUAUGAGAUACACAAUCCCACACUGCUUCUCUCCAUUACUUUUCUACAUCCCUACAGUUAGUCACUGCAUUUUCUUUCAUUUUACUUAUUUCUUCUUUGAAAACAUCAAGAAUUGGUGUAACAGCCAUUUGAAUAGGAGUGGUAAUCACCAUAUGUUGGGUAAUUACAGCAAGAUCGCAUAGUUCUUGACCAAUCAGAGUGUGUGCAUCUCUAUAAUCACAUGGGCAACUUAACUAAUUACAGUUGGUUUGAAUGCCAUGUGCAGCUCCUUAUUCAUAAUUUAUGGUUUAGACGAAUGUCCACCUGAGUCGCUCCUUGUUGGAAAAACUGCUUGUAAGGUUUGAUACAGAAGGAAGAGGCCGUGUUAAGUAAGUGUCCACUACAUACAAAUUGCUAAUUUAAUGUCAUUUCUUAAUAAUUUGGGCUAUUUGUGGUGAACAUGAGUUAGCUGAAAGUAUUUGAAACUAAUCUGUAAUAUGUAAAUUCUCUGAAGAUCAAAAGAAGAAAUUUACAAUGACCCAGCUAGAAGCAGUUUCAGAUUGUAAAUAGUAAUCAUAGUCUUAUCUGCUGCCUGCCAAAGCAGCAGAUGAUAUUGGCAGGUGAUACAGGGAAUACAAAACUUACUGAUCAUUGUUUUUAAAAAUCUGCAGUUUAUUUGAAGUAGGAGUUACCAAAUUUAGUGUCAUCAUGUAAUUGCUUGCAAAACAUUCAGUAAGUGAACUUUUUUAGUGACUUUCCAAUUUUUUUUAGUUGGACAGAUAUGUCAAGAUUCCUUGAAAAGGCCAUGUCUGUAGCUGCUCUUGGAAACUCUCUGAGGUCAGAAGAGAAACUGUCCAUUAAAAAUAAUGGCAAAACUAGUGCUACAGUGGUGAAAAAGCAUGACAGCAACUUUACAACUACCACAGAAACACAGACCAGCUCAGGUGAAUGCUUCAUGCAAUAUUUGAUUUAUUAAAGGUUCUAUUUAGUACAGUUAAAUGCCUUGCACAUACUGAUGUUGGACCUACUAGACAUGAGAAACUUGGGAUCAAUGUCAGUAUCUGAAGAACUGCGCACCUACUCCUCCCCUAUUCCAACAUUGACCCUAACUUGUUAUUACUUGACUGUUGUUGAGUCAGGAGAGGGGUAGGUGUACAGUUGCUUGGGCACUGACAUUGAUCUCAAACUUGUUGUGUUUUCAAAGCUGAGUUUUGACAAUAUGAGAACUAUAUGCCAAAAGGUCUUUUUUGUUAUCAGGUAGUAUGUAUGAAUCAUUUUGAUUUGCCAUUUCAUCACUUAUUCUAACCAUUCUUGAAUCAAUGUAUGAUUAUUGUUUGCACUUUGGCCAACUGACAGAUCAAUUUUUGAACAGCAAGGACUUGCAAACCUAGGCAGUUGUGUUGGGUGAAUGAGACUAAGUACCUUGCAUAGCAAUUUUUAAACUGUCUAAUAUUUUAAUCUUUGCUUUCAAGGUAUAAAAAGAAAUAAUUCUCAUUCCUUACAGUUGUCACUGUAAAGUAAAUUUUGCUAAUAUUCUGCUCUGGAUUUACAUUUUUCAUAUAAAAGAACAAUAAGCCUUUAAUCCCAGCUGCCACUCUGAUUCUCUGGGCAGGUACGAGAAAUAAAUCAGGUGACAAUAGUGUUAAAUAUCAAACUAGUUGAACAUGUCUUAAUCUUAAAUGUUAACGAUUGAAUGUUAAAGCAAUGAGCUAAAUACACUAAUAUAAAACACUUUGAAACUUAUGAAAUGUAAAUGCAGAUCACAGAGCACGUUUUCCAAGGAAACAUUCUGGCCUUAAACACAAUGACAACAAUUUUAAAAGGACUUUGGAAGAUAAAGGUAAAGAUUAAAUAACUUACACACUAAUUUAGAAUUUUUGUCCAAUUUUUUUUAUGAACUAAACAAGAUGUUCUGCAAUUUAAACUGCUAGUCUUUCGGUGCCUCUCUUAUUUAGGGAUGUGAAUGAUUUGAGGGCCACUGGUUCUUCAGUUUUCAUACGGUUAUGUGUUCUGCCCUUUAUAAGUAAAAUUGAUUAUUAAAUGAUAAAUAAAGCCUUUAACUUCUUGUUGUGACUGACUUGAAACUCCUCAACAUUUUGUGCAAUAUUUACAUUAACAGAUGACAAGAAAGUAAAAACUUAUCGUCUUGUGGAGGACUAUAUAGCAAUUUCGAGUUGAACGUUGAACCUAAUCCUAGAUUGUAUUGGUUUUGCUUUACUGUGCUAUCUGAUUGGUCUAGAAAAUUCGUGCCAAUCUAUUAACCAAUCAGAGCUAAAAACAAAACCAAUGGUGCCUCGGUCACAGGCCGCUUGAGCGCGUGUGCUUGUCUGAACUUUGAGUUCUCAAUGGCUUAAUAUUUUCCUUGGCUCUGAUUGGCCGCUUUGGUUACCUUUGUUUGGCUUUUACAUCAUUCAAUCAAAAAGUGCUUUAAGGCAUUUACACGUACAUACAAUUCGCUUGGUGGGAAGCAGAGCUAACCUUAUUUAAGCGUCAAAGCAUUCUAUAAUAAUGGUGACCUUGCUAAAUUGCCACACCAAGAAAAAUUAUUCGUAACUGUGACACUCAGCUCAUCCAACAUAAAAUUUAAAUUACGUGUUCAAAUGUUUAUUGGUGAUUCGAUCAAAAUAACAUAUAUUCAUUGAUCCGCUCUAAUAGCUCUACUGACUCAUUUUCUUUCCAAGGACCGAACCCUGAAGUACUAACGCUACGUGGCCGUAAUAUCUACCUGUACCCACCUGAUGAGUACGUUGGCAUGGACACAUCACCACAACCCCCCGAGGAAAAGCUGCAGCUGGAGUGGGUGUAAGUUAUCGAAUUCGUCUUCUUUUUCGUCUGUAUUAAUUUAGUUUUAUAUACAAGUUGAAAUAAUUUUAAUAAAUGGAUUUAGCUUAGCUUAAAGCGAACCUCCAGUUAGUUCAUUUUCCAGCCGUUUACUUUUUUAAAGAGUUUAUUCAAGAAUAUUUAGGGAACAGCUGUCCCGUAAUUGACGGAUCUGGAACCAAGGGACGAUAUUCCCACAACUUGCAAGGCGAUCAACACUCAUGCCAUUCAACGGUAUUUUCAAGCCGCUGAAGCUUUCAUCGAUGUUCCCGAUGUUUUGAAUUUUAUUACAAUAUAUGCAUUCAGUGCUUUCAAUUGAGUGUCGUGAAAUCAAAACCCGAAAUAACCAUUACAGCUAAUCAGAGAAAAAUUAACGUCACAAGGAACCAAAAGGAAGUAAUGUUAAGUACCCUUACGGGUAGUCGGCCUCGUUAUCGUGUGCUUUCUUUCCACAACACACUUGAUACAUGCCAAAAUGCACGUGAUACGUACAUGCAGCCUUGCCGCUCCGGUUCCGCUAAAGAAAUUGGUUAAAUGAACUUUGUUUUGGUUUCGGUUUUCAGCUACGGUUACCGCGGCAGAGACUGCAGGAACAAUCUUUUUGUGCUAAGCACAGGAGAACUCAUUUACUUCACUGCAGCAGUGGUUGUGUUUUAUGACGUACCCAACCAUAAGCAGCGGCACUACACAGAACAUACGAAUGACGUCAAGAGGUAAUCGUCUUUUAAUUAAGUAGUUCCUUGGCGAAUAGUAUUAUUCACGUUCCUGUACAUUUAUCCAUAAGUGCCCAGGUGAGUUACUGAUUCACAAUAGCUACAAGCUAAAAGGCAAUGCGGUAGCAUAAGCGACUCGGACUAUUUUCUACUUCCCCCUGGACGGGAGUGCAGUAUGCCAGGUUCACUGUAGCAUCUCGUCUGGUUUUCCUGUCGGUUUGCAGUCACUCAGUCACUUAUUUUUAACCUGAUCCCGUUUGUUCAAAGGGCGGUCUGCGUUGAUCUUGGAUCAAAAGUUAGUCUUGGGUUUGAUUUCUCUUCUUUAAAAGCCUCCUUUUUUGCAGGGUCUCGUCUUGGUGAAAAGCAAAACUGAACGUAAUUAGUUUUAAGGCCAAUACACAAUUUGUUUUAACCCAAGGGUAGCGUAAUUGUGUUUUGAAAGACGCAGUUAUGGUAGGGGCACCCCGGUGAAGUUCUUCUUUCACCUCCCAAUAAACGAUUGGAAAUUCUUCCUUCUUUCGGCAAUACAUAAAGGACAAUAUUUGUUUAUUAAAUACCUUCGAUGACUUGAGAUUCGCAAUUCCAAUGGAAAUGUAAAGCGGGUAUCAGGAAAGAAACAGACUUGCCGCGAAAUUUGUCAACUUUUAAUGAUUGUACCAAUAACAUGUUAAUCAUAGUUUGUGUGUCCACCCCGAUGGAGUUACAAUUGCUACAGGACAAGUCAAAGGACAUGGUGAUGACGCCAGGGUAAGUGUAACCGAUCAACGUACAUCUUCUCCUGCUCAAUCCCCGUACAUGGCAUUUUUUCAAAGUUUUGAGAAUUGAGUUUAUUGAUCAGUUCCUAUGCACGGUUAUCAGUCUAAGAAUUAGUUUAAUUUUUAUUUUCGUUUUUUUUCUAAUCAAUUUAUAGUCGCAUAUCAGAAUUUGGGAUUCCAACUCUUUAGAAACAAUCUGCGUUAUUGGAUUGGAUUAUUUCAAAGACGCCGUCUUCGCUCUUGCAUUCUCCAAUAAGGUGAGCAGUCUACGGGUUAUCAGAUAUUUUUCACGUGUCUCCGUUAUUUGCUGUGCUCAUAAUCACAUGCUUGAAGGCCGCCUCUACCGCCGCAGCCUGGGUUCUAUUCCCAGACCUAACACCACCUGCUGGUUAAGUUUGCUGUUUGUCCCAGCCCUUCGUGAGCGGUUUCUUUUCCUGGUUCUCUUGGUUUUUUUCUCUCCACAGAAAACUAGCUUGCCCAAUUCCACUUCCAAUUAUACUCAGCGGACGUAGAGCCUAGUGGCCACUUAAAUCUAACUUUGAAGUACUAUUUAUUUCUUUAUCUCUUUAUUUAUUUAUUUUCUUCUGUUUGAUCAAUGCAGUAACGCUACGUUUCUACUUUCAUUUCAUCAGAGAAGCCAAGGAGAGUAUCUUGCAUCAGUAGAAGAUAAUGAAUAUCACACUGUGACCGUUUGGGACUGGAAACGAAAGAGAAAAAUUACUUCUGCCAGGGUAUGAUAACAGAAAAAAAGAGAAGUUUGUAUGUUUGGUUUCAUUCAAACGUACGUUAACGUCCACCCAGGGAUGUUAGUAGGACGAUCGGUACAUUGAUAUUCCUAAUCAAGGACCUAUUUAUGUUUGCUGUCUCUUUUAGUAACAGCUCAUAGACAAUAAAAAAACACGAAAACAGAAAAACCAACAAAAAGGAGCAACAAACAAAAGCGAAAACAGAAAUUUAAAACAGUUAAGAGAGUUUGGAAUGCAGGCACUGUCUACAAAGCUCCUUCGAUUGUUUGUCAAAUAAGGUGCCACGAGAAAACUAAAUGAAUUUGAAACUGCUGAACAUUUAAAUAAACCACUUUCUUUGGAUUACAGGGUAACAUGGACCAAGUUUUAGCGGUGAGUUUCUCUCCGUUCGAGAGCCAUCAGUUUGUGACGUGCGGUAAGCAACACGUGUCAUUCUGGGAAUUGGAAGAAAACAAACUGAAGCAAGCGCGAGGAAGAAUGAGUGUAAGUCAACUGUUGAACUCAUUUUUCCCAUUGAUGAAGCCGGGGUACACGAGAGGUUUAACGAUACUUGUUUGAAGGAGUUCGUUUGGAAAUAUAUCGAAAGAUGUUUUAUCUGGAGUCUUGCUCGUUCCUGUCUAGCGGCGCACGCAUGUGCCCCUUUGUCUAACUAUUUGCCUGCUUGUUUUUCUGAUUCUCUAUUUGUUUAUCUAUCGUUCUAUCUGUCACUGUCGCUCAAUAUUGCAGCCUGCAAACAUCUUACACGUACCGGCUAUUUUGCAUUUUAUCCGAAGACAAUGCUUUCUAGCUUUUGAGCUUCUAAGGCUAGCCAAUUAUAGACAGGGAUGGAAAGACUCGUCUAAUUACUCCAAAUAACGCUGAUGAUACCCUGUUUUUAUGUCAAUAUAUCAGAAAAACCGCCGACCAAAGUACGUGUCAUGCAUCGCUUUCUCCACAAACGGUGACGUCAUUACAGGAGAUACAGAUGGCGCCAUAAGCGUUUGGCCCGAGGGUUUGUGUUUUUCUUUUCUGUCACUUUUUAACCUACUGUUAAAUAUCAGGCUACAAAUUUGACGGAGUCGCAUAGCUUGUUACUUCAGAUGGGGUAUCACAUAGUUUUCAGGGGGAACGGAAGAGGGAUCACUCGUCGCCAACUGAGUAUAGAGAGGGGACUAUGAAAGAUUGACUGCUAAUUAACUACCAAUGAAGGGGUAUCAUGAGGGUAAUUCACAGCCUUUUAGAGGGAUCAGGUAAAUUUUAUUAUGACGCAACCAAAAUCCUCCGCUCCCCUUCCCCCCUUAGGCCAUAAAUAAUUAGCGGUCCCUAAUGAUACAUUUUGGCCUUGGCAGAGGUGACAGGUCGUAGUUCUCCACGGAUUGUAGUUUUAAAAUUAUUUCAUGAGAAAUUUAAUUUUGCUCUUAUGAGGGUCGGGGACUGAGCUGCAAUUUCGAGAGAAGGAUGAAAUGGCCGAUACAAUGUAGCACAAGGCAAAGAUAUUUUUAAUGUUGCAAUCAUAUUUCAACAGAAUCUAACCAAGUUGCGGAGGAGCUUGGAGUAAGGAACGCUCAUUCUGUAAGUAUGGACUGUGGAAUGAAGCGUGCUUCAAACUGAAUUUUUCAGUGAUUUUGAUAUUUUCCUUGUUUCUAGGGCUCCGUCUACGCCUUGCUCGUUCUACCAAACGGUGUCAUACUUUCAGGGGGAGGUGGCGAGUCGACCGUGAGAGCCUGGAAUAGAACACCAAGAUUGGUCCCGACAAAUGUCGAGCUUAAGGUUGGUAGGGAAGAUGAUGAAGUCAAGUUUUCAUGGGUGUUGCGAUCUUCUGUAGAGAGGAUAGACUAUCACAGGUUUUCCCCUAUCACCAUUUCUUAUAAUAUCUUACAGUUCUCUAUUGCCCACUUGUAAUUUUAAGAGGAGACGCAUUGCAAGUGUUCACUUUAAUAAAAGUGUCUUUCCCAAAAUCACAACGUAAUGAGCACGGGCAGGGCUUGAACACUUGGCCUCUGGUCUUAAGCCUUAGUGGCACACUGACAUAUCCUAACCUAGGACCGAGCUUCCUUGGUGGGGACCGAGGAUAGCCACUGAGGAUUACCUGACUGCGUCUUCUGUUGAAUUUUAUAAAGACUGUUAUGACUGUUUACUGAUUUCUUUCGGUAGAUGCCUUGGGAAGUGAGCGGAGUACGUUGCCUUGCCUUAGAGACUGCGGAAACUCACAAACUCUACAUCGGCACAGUGGACAACAACAUCUGGUGUACAUCACUCAAUUCAAGCUUAGAAUCGCCUCUCGUAGGCGCUGGUGGCAGACUUGUCAAAAUUAUGGAGGUUGGUGAUAAAGAAUCUUAAAGGGCAUGUAAACCCAAAAAACGUUCAUUUUCUUUUCACAUAGAUGUUUAGUAAAUAAAUCAAGUACACCAAAGGUUCCAUUCGUUUUUUCUCAAAAGUCCAUUUUCGCUUUGUAAAAGCUCUUCCAAAUUCGAAACAUUCGCCAUCUUUCCUGUGACGUCACGGGUGGACCCUACAAAGUCUUGUUUUAUAAUCGCGUGAGGCACGAAGGAGUCUUUUCUACAGCCGUUGUUCGCCGGUCUCGUCAUGAUUUUUUACUUACAGUUUGCUUCAAUAUAUUCAAUUUUUUCGUAAUGGUAAAGCGUUGUAUCGUCCAGUUUUGUACUGAUUUAAACAAAACUGGGCAUACAAUGCAAAUAUUUCCAAAUGACGCAAAUUUGAAGCGACUCGACGAAAUCGGCUAUUUUCACUUGUACAAAUUUCACAAAUUGUUUGUAGCAGUAAUUUUUCUUCCUGGUGCUGUACCGAAGAUUCAGGCCUUACUAGAAGCAAAUUAUUCGGAAGUAUAAAAACGACCCAUACAGUCGGUAGACGACGAGGAUUCGGAAGUGGCCGACCGAACUGAGAAAGAAGUUGAGCUCUUCAAAAGUUAGAGGUCAACGGAGACAGUACAAAAUCGAUUUACAUGAAAACGUUUCGUUAAUUAAACAACGAUAGCUUUAUUGGUUCUCUAAAAACAUCUUUUUUCUCAUCUAAUGAAAGAUUAUGGGGAAGCCAGUUGUUCGGGAGCUAGCGCUGAGCCCAUAAAAGACACUGACUCCUCUGAUCCUUUUCCUGAAUUCGAAACACGUAUCAAAGAAAGAGAAUUCGUUGAUGUCAGUGUGUAAUAACGUGAUCUGGAAUUUUGUUGGUUCGAUGCAAAGAAUUCUAUACAGAAUCCCAUAAUCAACCCUUAUGUUCUAUAAGAAAAUACAUGCCAGCCCCACUUGGUGCUUCCUUUGAGAAACCCUGCAGAGAAACAGCAGAAGAAUUUGUGUCACGAUUUUCACAGCAGUGAAAAUACAUUCAAAGGUCAGUAGGACAAUAUUCAUCAUUUUGAGUACAACUUAAAAGAUCCUGAUUUCAGCUUGCAAAACUAUCUUUUCAGUAUUUCAAAUCGAAGCAAACACAAACAGGGUUGGAUAAUUAUGAAGGCCUCACAAGGAAAUGUAUAUGGUACAACUUGUUUAUCGAUGGAAAUGCUUCGGAGAUGAAGGAAAGCAAUACAUAGAUAUCUCAUAAAGAACGGGCAUAACCUCCAGUGCUGUAAGACAUAAAUAACUAAGAUCUGCAUUAACAUAUACCUUUGUUUCUCUCAAAGGUUUGGCGGUUUUAAUCCAGUGUAAGGCGAUCCAAAAUCCGCUGGAAAAAUGUUUCGGAUAUUGUUUAACGCACAAGAUGGCACAGCGACCCAGAAGUGUUUGCCGAGAUAUUCCCAACACCAACGAACAAGCUAUCUGUAGGCAAUUUAGCGAAAUUUCCUGCCAGGAAAGAAGCGAAAAACAACUAGUUCUAGUAUUGUAUUAUUAAGUCAAUGGCAAAAACAACCCAAGCAAAUCGAUCUCAAAAUGUAACAAAACAGAUGAAACAGAAAACAUUUAGCUCACUCGUUUCCGGUGUGAUUAUCUGUGCCUUGCUGCUGCCUGUACGCGCAAUUGGCCGUCUACAGCACCCAGAAAUCAAGGCAAAUUGACUGAAAACCUGGAUGCUCAGUGAUACAACUUAUAUGGGUUUCAGGCCCUUUCUACUCUACUUUUUGCCACAAUUGCCCGAUUUCUGUACAACAACACUUUCAUGAGUUGUCGGCAUUGGUUGACAAGUUCCACACUCGCACCUUUGAUAAUUUUAUAUAAAACACUCUCAGAAGCUCAAGUUUAAAAAAUUUCUGUUGCAUUCUUUUAGAUUGUACCCUCGCUUUAUUGGAUUUUCAUGUCAAAUACAAAUAAAUCACACAGUAAAUUAAAUACCAGUCUGAGUUUCCGAGACGGUCGCAUCGACAUGUUCUGUACUGUCUUCGUGCGGAUCGCUUCAGUGAACCCUACGCGGCUCAUAUUGUUAAGAACGUGGCCCAGACUCUCCUGAAGAUUCUGGAUUAUCCCCAUCGCUGUCAUGUACUAAGCUUAAGGCAUUCGAGUCGCUAUCUUCUGAAAAAAUAUCUUCCAAACUACCGCUACUUACACGAACUCCCACACCAGUUCUAUUGGGGAAUAUGUGUUGCGCAAUAUUUUAGUUCCACCGCUUACGUCACGACUUCUCGCUAUUGUUUUUACCGGAAAUGGAAUUUCAGUUGAAAAUGCCGAUUUUCUCCUAAAAUAAGUCGAAUUGGACAAAACGAAUUUCAAAUUCGUUUUCUACGCCACUUUUUACACAGUAUAAGAAAAACAUGUAUUUUUGGGUUUACAUGCCCUUUAAUGGUGUAAAUCGCACAACAAAGGUGUGUGCUGUCAGCGGGCUCAAUCGACUACAUGCAGAUAUUCACUUAAGAUUGUUAACGCUGGAGCUGGAGUAUGUUUGAUCGGUUCAGCUGGUUAGGUUGUGAAAUUGCACUAAGUUAAAAUCAUCAUUAUUGUCACUAUCGUCAUCGUUAUCGCUAUUGUUGUCGUCAUCGUCAUCAUCAUCGUCUUCAUCGUUAUCGUCGCCAUCUUUACUGUUGUCGUCAUCAUCAUCGUUACUGUAGUCGUCAUCGUUAUCGUUAGUAUCAUCGAUAUUGUUAUGGUCUCUUGUAGCGUUGUCGUCUUUGUUAUUGUUUUUCAUUUCGUUGUUGCUAUCGUUUCAUUUAAGUAAUAAAAUUGUCGUUAUCGUCAUCAUCGUCGUGAUAGUCAUCGUUACCUCUAUCGUUAUUGUGGUUUUCAUCGUUAUUGUGGUUUUCAUCGUUAUUGUUAUCAUAAUCAUUAUUGUUCUCAUAAUCAUCAAUAUUAUUAUUAAUGCUAUCAAUCUGUUUUAUAGGGGCAUUGUCAAGAUUUAAGAGGACUAGCUACUCAUCCCAGCUCUCCAUUGUUUGUCACGGCCGGAAGUGAUAAGAUAUUACGAUUGUGGAAUGCCGCUGAACGUCGGGUCAUGUGGUCAAACAACAAAUUGGUGAGUGCAUGAGAAAGUCUAUCGUUCUAUUUUAAUCCAUAUUUUUAAAAAUCAAGAAAAUUAUUAUUUUUAAGGUAAAGAGCUAAAAGUUAUUCACUUUUGUAUAUGUGAAACCCAAAUAAUUCCUUAUCUGAACUGAGUCGCAUUUAGAAGCGCUUAAAAGGAAUAUGGUAAUUAUAAGAACGGACAUGAAGCCCAGAGGCAAUGAUAGUUUCUUACAGUAUGCUCGCUUAUAAUGAAGUUUUCAAACUUUUUUUCCCAGACUUCAGAGAUGCGAGCGGCAGCUUUUCAUCCUGACGGCAGCUCCAUUGCUGUUGGCUUCAAGGCAGGAGGGUGAGUAAGCACAAGACAUAGUUAGUAUGGAAAAUGGUAUGUGAAAGCCCAAAACAAAGAGCAAAAACAAAGGUAAAAAAACAACGGUAUUGUGGUUUAUGUUGGAAGUUACGUGACCGUGCGUAUCUUUGCAAGUUGUUGUGUCACAUGUUGUUAAUGAAUUUUUUUUUACUGGGCUAUUGGCCAGUUAGUUCGUCAUGAUUGGACGACUAUUUUGAAACAUUUUGUUAGGUCCAAAAAAAGCCAGCAACAAUCUUUAACUCAAGGAUCCAUUUGAGUAUGUCAACCGAAUUCCCUUAAAUUACUGAACCUGAGGACUAUGUAGUUCAUCAAAAUGUCAUCCUAAUGGUGCAACUUUUUGUGUCACUUUUCAGGUGGAUGUUGAUAAACUCGUCAACUGGAGAUACCAUUUUUAUUCGCAAAUCUGAACCUCCUGAGAAAAUAUCAGAAAUUCAAUUUUCUCCAGGUAAAGUGCGAGCAAGCAACUUUGGGUCCACUACACAAAAUGAUAAUUUUCACCCUUUUUUGGUCGAGACUAGUACCUAAAUUUGUGUGUGUUUUAUCACUAGAUGGAAGUCAUGUAGCUCUUGGUUGUCAUGACAAUGACGUCUACAUCUAUGAACUGCGAACUGAGGGAAGGUCUGUAUCUCUCAAGGCUCGUUGUAAGGUAAAGACUUGAGGAUUUGUUUGUCUUUUGUUUGUAGUUUUGCGUGACUUUCUGGUGCUUACCCACAGCCCAACCGUUAAAAUUACGGACCCGAGGGACGGCAGCUCGCAAGUUUUUAGUGCAUCUAUAAGUAUUUGUUGUUAAGCACUCUUCAUUAACAGAAUGAAACAUGGUUAUAUGAACCGGUUAUAUAUUUUAUCGGUAAUAGGAAAUAUGAACUUUCAACUGCGUGAAAUUAAGAAUCAAAAUCGACCACUCCGUGUUUUUCUAGAUAAAGUGAUCAGAGUUUUUGUUUCCCUUUCAUUCACAAGUUAAUGUUGUCAUUGUCGCAGGGUCACACAAGCUCAGUUAGUCACCUGGACUGGUCCACAGAUGGAGAAAAACUUCAAAGUACCUCAAGGGAUUAUGAAUUGCUUUUUUGUAAGGAUUGCUGUUGAUUCACAAUUUAUUACUUUAAAAGAGUGAAACUAACUUUUGAAUGAUUUAAUUAAAUUCAUUUUGAAUUAUUAUUAUUACCAUACACAUCACCACAGUGACCUCCGUUACCUUUGCAGCCACUAUUGUUGUUACUGCUACUAUUACCCAUUCCAUUACUGUUACUUUUACUGUUAUCGUUACCGUUAUCGAUACCGUGAUCGUCAACGUUAUUAAUACCAUUAUCGUUAACGAUACCGUUAUCGUCAUGGUUAUUGUUAGUUAUUGAUAUCGUUACUGUUAUUAAUGCCGUUAUUAUCGUUAUCGAUACCGUUAUCGACAUCGUUACCGUUAUCGAUAUUGUUACCUUAUCCUCUACCAUUACGUUCCUAUCACCACUACCAUCGCUACCGUCAUUGCAAAUGAAACUAUCGUCAUCAAUAUUGGCAAUUUUUUCCAACCAGAAGUGAAAUUUGUUUGCUAACAUGAUUACUCCAUAGUAUGUUUAAGUGAUACUCAGCUAAACAAUUUUUUUCGCUGUCAGGGGAGCCUCUUCAAGGAGAGCAAAUAACCCAGACGGAGAGCAUGCGCAACACAGAGUGGGCCUCGCACAACUGUGUCCUGGGUUACACUGUCAUUGGUAAGUAGCAUGUUCGCAAUGUGGUUUUCGCCUGCAAUGAGUUUAGCAGUAAACGUCGUCGGCAGAACUUCUUACGAUACCCUCAUUAUUAACUGGCGUUUGCUGCUGUAAACGAUAUGAAACCCUCCUAUUUCACGUUGGAAAGUGGUAGAUUACUUGCUUGAUUUAGAGAAUCGCAUAACUUUCGGGUAUUAUAUAUACAGAUAAAACCGGUGGCGUUCCCUUUAAGUCACCGUCGAUAUCUGACAAAACAAUCGCACUGGGCGACGCAAAAACAAGAAACACCGUGUCUAGCUUUAAUGAUCACUGUGUCUAUUGACCCGUACAGGAAUUUGGCCGGACGGGGCAGACGGAACUGAUGUGAACUCUGUGGAUCGCUCUAGUGGAAAGCAUUUGACAGCUACGGGGGAUGACUUUGGCAAUGUUAAUCUGUACAGAUAUCCUUGUGUCAGUAAGAAGGUAAAAGCUCGAUUAAGUUCAUUUUUUCGGCACCCUUCUCAUCACUUUUCGCCUGCUAAAAGGGGAAAGAAGAUUGCUUGUAUUCUGUUAUUAAAUCUGUUGAUUUUCCAUUUUGUUUUAAUUACUUGUUUUCUUAUGUAUAGGCUGAGCCAAGAAUUUUUCAAGGUCACAGUGCGCAUGUCAUGAAUGUACGAUUCCUUCACGAUGACACCCGACUAAUCUCCGUUGGUGGUCGGGAUGCGAGUACACUGCAGUGGAGGGUUGUGAAGUCUUCUUGAUCGUUUCAGGGGCUACGCAAUGGACAGGAAAGCGUUUGUUGGAGGUUCUUGUAAAAUGCAUCGGAAUGAGCGAAAGAACAUUUAGGCCGGAAGCAAGCGUAUUAUUCUUAAGCAAUUUUGAUAACGUAAGUUGUUUAUGAUUGAGCAAAAGGUUUCAUCAGUUUGCUAUCAAACCAGAACAGAACGAAGUACACAUAAAACAGUAACUGUCGCUGGUUUUCAAUUAAGUUUACCGGGGGUAUUUUAUUUAUCUCAUUAGUCUCAUGUCGGUCUUUCAAAGCGAGAGAUUAGAACGAGCUAGAUCGGCGCCAUUCGAAGGGGUCAGCCUAAUGGCGGUCUUGGCGCGCCUCCUGCUUAUGACGACUGGAAACGAGUAAGGUCUUGUAGCAGUUUACUAGUAGUAAAUCGCCGAGGCUUUAUCUCUUGCACUGCCACAUCGGCAUAUUUUGGGUAUUUCUUCCCGACGUUUUGGAGGGGAGAGAGAUAUUUCUAAUGAGGCAGAGGACAGCAGGCAAGAGUAAGAGGAGGACAGCUAGAGUCUCGCCUUGCUCCCUCCCAUCACUAUACACCCAAACCAAACAUGACCCCUGUCACGAGCUUCUUACGUGGCAAUACACUCGCUCUGCAUAAUAAGACACCUGAAAUUCAGCGAUCUCAAUCAGAGUAGUCAGAUCGGCCUUUCUUUACUAGCUCGUGGCAGACUGAAACUAAUCUCAUCUUAUCCCGCGGUAUUUAUCUUCCGUAGAAGUCUUCUAAAUGUUUACAUAUAGUAUCAUUCGUAAUCCACGAGAUAAAUCGUUCGUCAGACUAUAAGUGUUACAUAUAUACUUCAGUACUUCUUGUAUCCAAGGGAAGGUUUAAUAAAACCUAUGAAAUCAAGGUGAAUCACGCAUUCAUCAUAAACAAAUCAAAAUGUAUUUUAAGGUAGAAAACUUGGCUUUUUUUAAGAAAAGGCUUUUCAGUUCCAGGCGAGGUAGUUAUGCGGAGAGGAAAAAUAACGGAGGAUUUGAACGGGUCGCGCUCUAUUUACCAUCGCACACUUGGAAAAGGCUUGUCUAAGUGAUUCUCUGGGUAUUUUGGGAUAGUGCAAGAGCACGUCUCGAUCAAAUGUCACUAAACCCAACGAAUCUCAAAGGCCAAGAGCAUACUCCAAGGCGUUGAUAUAAUGAGAACUCUUGUUGAACCCCUAAGGGAACUUCAGUUAAUCCUUCCCCACUUCCGAUUGAUCUCACGAUAUAACUUGAAAUCGCUAUCAAUUGACCCUUUAAUUCCCAAGAUCUGAUUGUCGAUUCUCCCUUCUAGCUAC
Molecule: messenger RNA, 16667 nt
Organism: Pocillopora meandrina
Lineage: Eukaryota; Metazoa; Cnidaria; Anthozoa; Scleractinia; Pocilloporidae
Source: the annotation of a GenBank genome assembly